CGGCAUCCCGCGCGCGCUGUCACCCCACGCCGCCACCUCACUACGCCGCGCUGCCGCACCCACGCCGCGGCCACCCACCUCGCCGCAUGUUGUCCCCGCCACCGGAUCCGCCCCGCCAGGGACUCCGCCGGCCCCGGCGCUCUACCUCGCCGCUUGCCCUCCGCUGCCAUGCGACCCCUCCUGGCUACCAACACUGUGCCGCCACGCCGCGCCGCCACCCCACCCCUAGGUGAGCAACCGAUGGCGCAUUUCCACCAUGAGCACAUAACAAUAAUUAACGAACGAGAAGUCAGGUACUAUAGUGAUCACUUUGCCGGCCUGUUAGUACUUGCCAACAUAGCUCCAUCUCCUGCAAUUCCUGCAGAUGCCCCCAUUGACAUUGAUAUUGGUGAACUACAUGAUGCCCUACUAAACAGCACUGGGGUUAACCUUCCGAUACACAAUAUCGCACGUUUUCUUCAUAGUUAUGUGCUUGUAGCCCAUACAAAAGAAGAAGGCACGACCAUCUUGGAUGUACCACUCAUCCAUGUUGGGGACUAUGACCUUGCGAUCACCCCAUGGACGUCCACUUAUGGUUCCCACAGAAUGGACGUGGAUGACAUUUUACCACCCCUGCCCCUGACACCAACUAGACACCCACGUUCACCAGAAAAUCUCCAAGCACUCGGUCUUGUCAUAUCUGGAACGCCACCGCAUCUUUUUGCCAUGUACUGGAUGUUAUUACCUAGAAUCUUCACGAACAUAUGUCAAUUUCACGACGUCUAUGAGGACAGAAGUGAUUACUCACUCAGGGCGAACACAUUCGCUCCACCGGGUGCUAUACCAAGGGUUGCAUAUGUGGCCAUCCGCAAACAAGUGGCAGGUCGUAACGUAUUGUAUAUGUGGGCACUUUGGAUUCAAGUAAUUCCAUAUCCACCGAGUCACCCAGUUGCAUUCCAAUACAACGAGGACGGUAAACACAAUUACAACAGAAUCUUGCUCUGUUUAUGUUACACUAUUCCAUCUAACAAUUGUCACUCUUACUACAGUGCCGAGUGUCUGAUACACAGUAUACCCACGACCCCGAGCACGCCGGGCUACGGGGCCUUCUGGACAUGGAGGUGGACAAGGAGGACGUCGUCUGCAAUUAUGUCUCUUGAAUGAAUCAUCCGACGAUUCGGAACAAGGUUCGCCUCGAGUCGAACGGGAAAUGAUAUCCACCACUCCAUCGGAGUCAACAUUGGAUGAAACCCUAGGUGUUUCCACAUCCGACGACGACGAAGAAGUUUCCAGCGACUACAAAGGUUCCACCCCAAUAGAUUCCACAGAAGGGAUUCCACGACUACGUGCCCAUCCUCAGUCUUGCCCAACGGAGCCUCGACGUACAACGCCCUGCGUACCUAUCCAUUCAGCCCAUCGGAGCAUCCCCGUCGCCGCCGUUAGUUGCUCAUUGCACUAUGUGUGUUUCUAUCAUUUCCCUUGUGUUCUGUAUGGACUUGUGGUAAUUUGAACUAGUAGCUAGUUGUAUGGAUUGCACAUGUGUGCUUCUAUCAUUUCCCUUGCGUGAUGUAUGGACUUGUGGUAAUAUGGACUACUAGCUAGUUGUAUGGAAUGCAUGUGAUGUUUAUUGGAAUGUAUGGACUUGUAUCA
Messenger RNA from Panicum virgatum (switchgrass), 1629 nucleotides. RefSeq lists its product as uncharacterized. The transcript is spliced from 3 exons. The record is from RefSeq and is a predicted model, not a curated record. NCBI's taxonomy places the organism in Eukaryota, Viridiplantae, Streptophyta, Magnoliopsida, Poales, Poaceae. Bases 169 to 1143 code for a protein of 324 amino acids.